ACUAUGGGAACAUACGAUAGCUUUUCAAAUUUAAGGAUGUAACAACUUGAAAUAAACUAUAAAUCAUGAAAAACUCAAACGAAAAAGUAAAUCUAGUUGAAAAUACUUUGCGUAAUAAGAGUGCUAGAGGUCGUUCUAAAAGUCGAAGCGGACGUAAAUCAGGAUCGUCACUUGGAAAAUCAGCGGACAAAAGUGGCAGCAAACAUUCUGAUGCAGUGGAUGGGUCAUCAUUGGCAUCAAUCAGAGAAAGCCACAAACCAUUAGAUAUAUUCAUUCAAAAUGAACUAAUGCCUAAUUGCACACCGAUAUUUUUAUCAAAAUCAACACAACAGAUAUUUAAUAUUGUAACUGAUGAACAAAUUACCAAAGAAUCACCAAUCAUUUUAUUGAACAAAUCUGAUAUACUUAAAGAUUUACAGUUACGUGCAGCUGUAUCAGAUUUCAGCGUACAAAAAGUUGCAAUAAAAAAUUAUCCCGGUUCUGAUAUUUUAUUAAUUUACGAUGCAGAUUAUAAAUUUGGUGAAAAUUUUGUCGUUGUCUUAUCUGAAGAGACAAAAUCUCUUAUACUGAAUCCAGUUAAACAAGUAUUUGACGGUCAGUCAGAACAUGAUGGUGAUGGUGAUGAAAAUGAUGGAAUAAACGAUGAUGAGGAUAAGAUAGAAGAAUACAAAGAGGCCAGUGAUUUAUGUUUUCUAUUCAAAUCGAGAUCAGAACAUGGUUGGAUUGAAUUAGGUUCAGAAAACGAAAUUGCCGAAAUGAAUACGUUUGAAACACGUUCAAAAGUGUAUACAAUUUUUCAAAGACCACGUAAAGAAUUUGGUAGUGUAUUACAUUUACAAGAUGAAAGUGCGACAAAGAAAGGUUGUUCUGAACAAAUUUUAUCACGUGAAGAUGAAUCAUUUAAUAUACCUAUAAUGGAGUUAGAUAAAUCAGCCACAAAUUGUGCAACCACAUGUGAUAAAGGUAUUAAUACAAAUUGGAAAUAUCCAAAAAAUGCUUUCACUCAUUAUGUUCCUAGAAUGUUUACAUCUGAUGAAUUAAAACAUUAUUAUCAUGAAAAUAAUGAUGCUUUACGUAAUAUAUCGAAAUUAUACACACUAUUUGAACAAAGUUUAUUAGAAAAUGAAAUGUACAAUUUUUUAUCAAAUGAUUAUGAGAAUUUACCCAUUGGUGAUGAAACUUAUGAUACAAGAAGUGACAAUACAUUCAAAGAAUUUCUAUCAUUUACUGACUUAAAAUUUAGUAAAAAUAAAGCUAUUACAAUGAUUCAAUGGCAUCCAAAUAUUAAAGGUAUUAUUGCAACAUCUAUUAGUGAACGGAUAAUUUAUGAUCAACGUAUUGAUCAAGCAUCACGAAUUCUUUUACAACCAACACAUAUUAUAUUAUGGAGUUUUAAUGAUCCAUUGAAGCCUCAAUUAUUAUUACAUGCACCAGAUGAUAUUAUGUGUUUUCAAUUUAAUCCAACUAGUCCGAAUUAUAUAGCUGGUGGUUGUAUCAAUGGACAAGUAGUUCUGUGGGAUAUUGAAAAACAUAUUGACGAUUUAACUAAUGUUAAAUUGCGAUUGAAACAAAAUAAACAAAUGCCUUUAUUUGUUUUUGAUGAGAAUGAAUUAAAUAAAGUAUCAACAUCACAUUAUUCUGCUUUAAGUAAUAUUGAAUCAUCACAUAGUUCACCAAUCAUGGAUUUGAAAUGGAUACCGGAUCAUAUAGAAAUUAAUCGGUUAGGAUACUGUUUUGAAAAUCAUGCACAGAAAUGUGUUCAAUUAAUGACAUGCGGUUUAAAUGGUGAAAUAUUACUAUGGGAUAUACGACCAGAGAAAACACCAUUAGCUAUAAACAAAACAAGUGAUUUAAUUAAACCACCAAAUAAUGUACCACUAACAUUUUCGACACUGGAUUUGAAAUGGAAACCAUUAUUAAGAAUACAUUUAUAUACAAACGAUCCAGUUAAUGACCAUGUACCAAUUAAGUUUUGUAUACGUGAAAUGCAGGGAGAUCGCAGAUUACUAACGCCUAACACAAAAGAUUCCAGUAUCAAUAUAACUGACAACUCAUCUAAAUUACUUCCACUUCCAAACGCCGACACACAUAUUUAUGCCGGGACUGAAGAUGGUGUUAUAGUUUAUGUUGACUGGAUACCACAUAAAGAUCAAGACACUGGGAAAAUGCAAACACCCAAACCAGAAUUUUGUCUCUCACGACAUGAUGGUCCAAUUAGUUACCUUUGUCGUUCACCGUUUGAUUCCUCCCUAGUCUUGGCUAUUGGUGGAUGGAUAUGGACAAUGUGGAAGGAAGGAGUUACCAGUGGGCCGAUUAUAGAAUCUGGUCGUGCAAAUAAACCAUUAACAGGUGGCAGUUGGUCUCCAACACGUCCAUCAGUAUUUUAUACAUGUCGUGUUGAUGGUAGUAUAGAAGUUUGGGAUUUACUUGAUAAAACUUAUGAACCAACAAUGAUUCAGUCAAUAUCUGCUAAUCCACUAACUGCUUUAUCUAUAUGGGAUUCACCUAAACGUCAAUUUAUAGCAACUGGUGAUAUUCAAGGUGUACUACAAUUAUUUAUUGUACCUAGACGUUUACAAACUCCUUUACCAUCAGAAUUAAAAAAAUUCAAUGAAUACAUUGAACGUGAAGUGAAAAGAAAAGAAUUUGUUUCGAUGCGUUGGAAUUUAAGAGAGCAAGAGAAAAUUGAACAAGAAGCGGAAAACAAAAGAAGGGCUGGUUUAGCAUCAGCUGUUAUGUUAAGCGACGAAGAAAUCAUUCAAAAAGAAAAAGUAAGUUAAAAGCAUAACUACUGUGUAGUAAUUGUGUUUAAUUCUAAUUAAAAUAAUUUAUUAUUUAAGACAAAUAUUGAGGGCAUUUAGAGUUAUAACACUUUUCUCAAUGCAAAAAUAUUUAUUUAAAUAUAAGAAGUGUCUAGACUACUUUGCUUAUCCUGAAGGUUUCGUGGCGAGACUAUAAUUUAUGGACGAACCAAUCAGAUUCAGGAUAACAGGUCUAGAAUUUUAAUGCUAUAUUCAUUCACCUAUAUGUCUAAAUAGCGUUUCGGCAUUUUUGCUUAUGUCAGUUCGAGAUGAAAAUCACAAUUGUAAUUCCUAACUCUCACCAUCAAUUGUAAAUCAUAAUCCUUAUCCUUCAAACUGCUUUAUAAUCCUCAUUUAGCCCUAGUAAGUAGGUGGACAUUUCCAAGGUCACUUAAGCGUAGCUCAAAUGUCGUUUAUAAAUUAUAGUCUCACUGAGUUAAUGAAACAUUUACUUAUCUACCUAAAAUUUCUAUCUGAUAGCUCACUCCAUAUUUGUUUAAGGCUAUGAAACAGCCUAUGGAAGCCAGAAAUAAUGGGAGGUCAUAAGUAUUUGACCAAGGACGUUUUCAGAACAUUGAUCGGGUCUGAUGAAAUUGAAAACUGUAAUUGUGCAGAUUGUGCAGAUUCACUAAUGCGAAAGGCUUUGACCAAGUACACAGAACACACGGAUUGCUCAAAAACAAUACUUCAAAAAUCACCUCGUCGAAUCUCAAAAUGUCAUUAGAUUUACUCAUAGUUGUGGAGCCUGAUAAAAUAAGGUAAAGUUUCUUAAUUAAAGGAGAACUAUGGUAUCACAGUAAGACUUAUCUCAAGAAAACACAAGAAAAUCAUGGCUAUUUUGAUGUUUACUAUGUAUUAAGUUAAUCUAAAUUUUAGUUCGGCUAGAUGACUAAAAUGAGAAGGGAAAAGUCUUACGUUUUUUAUGUCAUCCAAUACAAGAUCAAAAGCCAAAACGUUUAAAAAGAGAAUGAAGAAUAAUAUUACAGAUGUUUAUUUUAAAGAGUUGUCAUCAUCUACAUAACUCUUAAAAACUGGAUAGUAUCGGACGUCCGUUCUCUCCUAAUAUCAAACUCUUCAGAAGUGUUCAUGCACGACUCCACCAAAGAUCGAAAUCAAGACCUUCUGGUGUAUCAAGAAGUAGACAACUUUAACAUUGUCAUUUGAAUAUCGCGUUAUCGUUGAAAGUUCUAAAGGUCUUGAGUCCCAUCUGUAUUGGGAUCAUGAGCUCUUAAUGUUUGGAAGUCUCGUACUGGAAAGAAAUCAGUGUUUAACACCUACUUUGUUAACUGCUUCUCAAAUCAAUCCAAUAGGAAAAUUAUCUUUAACUCAAGACAAUAUAUAAAAACGCAAAUAAACUUAUUAUUUGUCUAAUUAUUAGAGACUAUAUUAAUUACAGUUAAAAUUUAUCAGAACCUCAUUUUACCUUGACCUUAUAGGAUUGUUAAGAAUCUAAUCACUCCGAUCUAUAGUACGGUAUAAACCAAACAGCCAAUAUUAUGUUCAGCCAGUGACGACAAUAAGAUAACCAAGUUUCAGAUAUAAUCGCAUAUGAUUUUAAAAUGUUUUAUAUUUGAUUAGUUUAUCGUACAUAUAUUUAUAACUCAUUCGUUUUUGUGAAUAUUCUAGUUCGAAUAUGAAAAGUAUUUAUCAGAAGAACAUACUUUCUUAAGAUCAUUAGGACUAGUUGAAGAGGAUGAUUAAGAAGAAUAAAAAAUGUGAAAGAAGAACGUUCGUUUGUCUUUUAGAAAUUUGUAACCUUUCGAAACGAUCUCUUUCACAUGAAUGUUAUUAAAUAUAUCGAUUUUAAUUAG
This is a messenger RNA of Schistosoma intercalatum, 4612 nucleotides long. The record is from the annotation of a GenBank genome assembly. Lineage: Eukaryota; Metazoa; Platyhelminthes; Trematoda; Strigeidida; Schistosomatidae.